AUGAUGUUCUCCAAGUCCCCCCUCUCAGACCUCUCCCCCAAGCUCCUCCUCGCAGGCAGGGCAUAUCAUAUAUCGAAGCUAUCAGCCAGACCGGGAAUGUUGCUGAACGCCCCCCGGGGUCUAUUUUAUACACAGAAGGAGGCAGGCUCCGUUCAGGUUGACCAUGCUAAUAUGGCGCCCAAUAUCAAGGAAGACCCUGACAGUCUUCCUCCCCCUGUGGUGGGCACUCGCAUCAAGGGCUUCGAGACAGAUGGCAAUCACCUUAUAUCGCGGCCAGGCGGUCAUUUCUUAAACAGUCCUACAGACCUUGGUCUGUUUGAAAAGUUCGAUCUUGCCGACAACCUUCGAAAAUGGGUAAAGACAGAGUACCCUAAGCUUAACCGAGAUAUCCAGCCAGAAGCGAUUAAUAUCAACGCAGAGGACCGGACGAACUUCUUUAAUGAGCCAGCAUACUUCGGAGUCGGCUUAUCCUCCGGCAAAGGAGAGGACAGGGUUACAUUCGACGUGAAAGAUGAGAGCAACCAGAUCGCCGCCGCCCAGUAUGUCGAAUGGGAUACCGAUGACGAUAUCGACGAACUGAAGCGCCGUGCUCUCACGAAAUGGGAGCGCAGCGAGCGAGCCCGGAUUCGGGAGUUCAACCAAAAGCGCAUCUUCAUCUCAUCUCAAAACUACAUCAUCCGCGCUGCGAAGGCUGGGUUUGCCGAAGGGUCUCGCCCACCUAUUGCCCCCCCGGAGUUCGUCGAGCUUGCUGAGCCCACGUCGGCCUUUGCUAUUUUCAAGAAGUUAGUGGAGGCAAAUCUCAAAAUCGUACAGGGGGUAGAGGCAUCUCUUCGCUUGAGAUAA
Messenger RNA from Fusarium fujikuroi IMI 58289, 843 nucleotides. RefSeq lists its product as uncharacterized. The transcript is spliced from 2 exons. Bases 1 to 843 code for a protein of 280 amino acids. NCBI's taxonomy places the organism in Eukaryota, Fungi, Ascomycota, Sordariomycetes, Hypocreales, Nectriaceae. The record is from RefSeq and is a predicted model, not a curated record.